CCAGAACAAAAAGGAGUCCCAGGCACCGCAAGGCUUUCAUUCCCCGAAGUUCUUGGCGUCUAAUCCUUGCCUCCCAUGGCUGUGCCUCGGCGGUGGGCGAACCUCGACAUCAACUUGGUGACGGAGAUCAUGAACCGCGUCCCAUGCGCAAUCGACCGCGCGCGGAUGGCCGCCGUUUGCCAGGCGUGGCUCGCGGCGGUCGAGCAGGCAGAGCCUCCGACAUUUCAGCUCCCGUCGCUCCUCCUCCCGCCCGCGGACGUGACUGGCGUCUACUGCUACCUCAGCGGUUGCCGCGAACACAACAUGUUGCCCUUGCCCGCGCCCCGCUACUUCGGCUCGUACGACGGCGGUUGGUUCUUCCUCGCCUACGGUCAGACUCGCGGGCACCGGCUGCUCAACAUCCGCACCGGAGAGUCCCGCGCGCUACCCGACGUGGUCGACGUCGUGGUUCACACCGCUUACGAAGUCCUCAGCAUGGUCGUCCUCGCCGCCACCCUCUCCUCCCCGCCUGAUCACCCGGAAUGCGCCGCCGCGGGCAUCGUCACCUACCAGCCGGACCUCAACGGGCCGCACCGACGCGACUUCGCGUUCUGGGGCCCAGGGGAUGAUGUGGCUGUCUGCGACGUUUUGCCCGCCGCGCCUGUUGGGCCGGAGUGGGAACUGGAGGACGUCGUGUACUACCAGAACUCCUUCCAUUUCCUAACCCAAGGUGGGCAUAUCCUCGUGUGCGGAGGGGUCUAUGAUGAUAAUGGUGGGAUUAUUCUGGUAGCGCUGUUGGCGGCGUUAACGUGCUUACAGGAAGGCGGGUGCAAUGACGAACAGUUCGUCCACGCUCGCUACCUCGUGGUAUCCGGCGGGGAACUGCUGAUGGUCGUCAGGCUCGCUGCCCACCAUCACGCGCCGACUUCUUCGUUCAAGGUUUUCCGGAUGACGACGACGCCUACGAAUAUCAUCCAGGCAGGCCAUAACGGGGAGGUGGCUAAUGAGUACACUAGGACCUGGAAUUGGAUCGAGCUGGGUGAAUUGGGUGGCCGGAUGCUGUUCGUGGGGCGAGGAUGCUCCAGGUCCUACGAGGUGCGUGAUUACCCGAGGUUCAAGGAAGGCAUCUUCUUCUUGGAUGAUCGGAGCUUCUACGACGCCGAGAUGAUGUUCGGCGGAGUCAAUGAGAGGAAGUACCCUUGCAACGACAUCGGCAGGUGGUCGCCACCGGAAGGGCCGCUGCCUUCCCACGUCGAACUCUACUUCCCGGAGCGGGUUCCUUCGUACAACUCUCCUCCGGCUUGGCUUUUCCCUUGAGAUCGCAGGUUUAUGGUUACGAAAGCCAUUGUGUUUGAGUGCGAUAAAUCAUGUGUAUGUUCGUCUUGCGAUAAAUCGUUGGUUCUGUUAACAGUGAGACAGUAGCUGAAAUUGUAUGCAACUAAGAUUCAGAUGUGUUCUGUUUGCUGUGCCUAGUGUGUUGCAACUGUUCUGUAUUUUGUGCUACUCUUAUCAGUUUACAUACAUAUGUCCAGAAAUGGUUUUUGAUGGGAAAUGUGCAGAAAUGGUUGCCACUU
Zea mays is the source of this 1553-nucleotide messenger RNA. RefSeq lists its product as uncharacterized. The record is from RefSeq and is marked predicted. Lineage: Eukaryota; Viridiplantae; Streptophyta; Magnoliopsida; Poales; Poaceae. Bases 76 to 1296 code for a protein of 406 amino acids. The transcript has a single exon.